AUGUACGAGCUCGCCAACUCCCUCGUCUCCUUCUCUUUCCUUUGCCUGGCACAGCUGCUCAUGGGACUCGCUAGCAACAGCGACCCCAUGAUGCUGCUGCUUGCCUGGUCCUUCCAUUCUCGGCAGAUGGUCUUUCUUCUCGGGUCCGACGCGGCUUGCGCGCUCAUCGUUCUGGUGGUCUUUAUCUCCGAAUUCCUCUGGAUUGGCAUCGAAUGGACUGGCGAUAUUCGCGGCAUCCCGCUCGGAGUCCUCCUUGACUCCAUCCUCACCCGGGAAGCCAAUAUCACCGCCUCUGCCAUGCUGCAGCUUCCCCUGCCGUUGGACGGGGAACUGCAGUAG
Penicillium argentinense is the source of this 339-nucleotide messenger RNA. RefSeq lists its product as uncharacterized. The transcript has 2 exons. The record is from RefSeq and is a predicted model, not a curated record. Lineage: Eukaryota; Fungi; Ascomycota; Eurotiomycetes; Eurotiales; Aspergillaceae. The coding region runs from base 1 to 339 and encodes 112 amino acids.